Molecule: messenger RNA, 4393 nt
Organism: Gambusia affinis (western mosquitofish)
Lineage: Eukaryota; Metazoa; Chordata; Actinopteri; Cyprinodontiformes; Poeciliidae
Gene: meis2a
Product: Meis homeobox 2a
Exons: 12
Coding region: 1154-2587 (477 amino acids)
Biological process (GO): eye development; animal organ morphogenesis; positive regulation of transcription by RNA polymerase II
Molecular function (GO): DNA-binding transcription activator activity, RNA polymerase II-specific; RNA polymerase II cis-regulatory region sequence-specific DNA binding
Source: RefSeq, a predicted model, not a curated record
CUGCUUUCUCUUCAGGUCGCUCCUCGGUGAAACAGGGAUUGGGGUGGGAGUUUCGAGCUUUUUCUACCCCCAGUGUGGAGUUGAAGCCGUCCCCGCGCCUCGCAUAGACACUCUGCAUAUCACAGGAUUUGGUCUCUCCUCUCCUCUCUCUUGUGCGGAGCUGCUGCAGGACUGGCUAUGGCCACCGCUACUUCCGGGAUCCGUCAUUUCAUUCGCCCACCGCUCAGCGCUGCGAACUGACUCUGUUUCUAUAAGCAAGCCAGCAGCCAACCUGCCAACACUCGCUGACACUCACUCAUCUCAGUCUCGCCAAGAUAGACGAAAUACCUACGGGGGAAAAGAAAAGGAGAGAUCCGAAUCGCACUCUCUUAAUUUCUACACCUUUUUUUCCUCUUCUUCUGCUUCUUCUUCUUCUUCUUUUUUUUUUGUUGCGGUGAUAAUAAAACAAGAUAGCGAUCUGGAGGCAUUAAAGGAGACGCGGACUUGCGGGAUGAAAACGGACUAAAAAAGAUUCGUCCUGCUCUUGAACAUCAUCACCAACCGUCAUUCAUUCAUUACCUUGACAACCUCUGGCUUUGAUUGACAGCUGGAGUGGCAAAAAGCCAUGAGACACGACAGUUUAGUUACAUGCAGGUUGUUGAUGGGCCGAUUGUAACCUUCACUUUGGCGCAUUUUUUUUCUUUUCUUUUUCUUUUUUUCGAGGAAAGAAGGAAAACAAGAAAAAAAUUGCUGCAAAAACUUCCCGAUGCGACGGUUUGAACUGAACCACACUGGCGAAUAGGAGAAUUCGCACAAAAAGUUGGUUGAAAGAGGGGAAUCUUGCCACUAAAUCACUUUCCGAUCUGGGAUAUUAAACAUAUACGGACAGAUUCGGGAGUUUAUUGGAGCGCAGCCUGAUGGCGCAAAGGGUAGGUUCAAAAUCUCUCUCCGCUUUACCUGCUCAGAUCGCAACCCCCUUUUCUAAGUCGGGAGCGCUGGCAAUUUCACAAAGUUUUCUUAUCAAAGCGGCUCUAUUUGACAUUUUCUGCUGCGCUUUCACUCUCCACGCGAAGUGACAGCCUCCACUUUUCCCAACAAGGCUCCACGAAGCAGUUUCACAGGAGACUCCGAACUGUUUCGCUGUUUUGCGCAGAGGGAGCAACCUAACUUUAUAAUGUUUCUGUACGAUGAGCUGGCCCAUUAUGGUGGGAUGGACGGAGUCCCGGCGUCCAUGUACGGGGACCCGCAUGCGCCCCGGCCGCUUCCCCAGGUCCACCACCUGAACCACGGACCGCCGCUCCACGCCAGCCAGCACUACGGAGCCCACGCUCCCCACCCUAACGUUAUGCCCACCAGCAUGGGCUCCGCUGUCAACGACGUUUUAAAGAGGGACAAAGAUCAAAUUUACGGUCACCCUUUAUUCCCACUGCUCGCACUGGUUUUCGAGAAGUGCGAGUUGGCGACGUGUACUCCGAGGGAGCCCGGCGUUGCGGGAGGCGACGUCUGCUCCUCGGACUCCUUCAACGAGGACAUCGCAGUCUUUGCCAAACAGGUCCGAGCAGAAAAGCCUUUAUUUUCAUCAAAUCCAGAGUUGGAUAAUUUGAUGAUACAAGCCAUACAAGUAUUACGGUUUCACCUCUUGGAGCUAGAAAAGGUGCAUGAGCUGUGCGACAAUUUUUGCCACCGAUACAUCAGCUGUUUGAAAGGAAAAAUGCCAAUAGAUCUAGUGAUUGAUGAGCGGGAUGGCAGCUCGAAGUCAGAUCACGAAGAACUUUCUGGAUCGUCGACUAAUCUCGCAGAUCACAACCCAGCUUCCUGGAGAGACCACGAUGACGCCACCUCCACACACUCAGCUGGCACACCGGGGCCCUCCAGCGGGGGACAUGCUUCACAGAGCGGUGACAACAGCAGUGAGCAAGGAGAUGGCUUAGACAACAGCGUUGCAUCGCCUGGCACAGGAGACGACGAUGAUCCAGACAAGGAUAAGAAGAGGCAGAAAAAGCGUGGCAUUUUCCCUAAGGUGGCCACAAACAUCAUGAGGGCGUGGCUGUUCCAGCACCUCACGCAUCCAUACCCCUCUGAAGAGCAGAAGAAGCAGCUAGCCCAAGACACGGGCCUCACCAUCUUACAAGUAAACAACUGGUUUAUUAACGCCAGAAGAAGAAUAGUACAACCCAUGAUCGACCAGUCAAAUCGAGCAGGUUUUCUUCUUGAUCCUUCAGUGAGCCAAGGAGCAGCAUACAGUCCAGAGGGCCAGCCAAUGGGCAGCUUCGUGCUGGAUGGUCAGCAACACAUGGGGAUCCGACCAGCUGGUCUGCCAGUCAUGCCAGGGGAGUACGUACCUCAGAGCAGUCCUAUGGGCAUGAGCAUGGGCCCACCCACCUACUCCAACCCUCAUCAGAUGCCUUCUCACCCGUCGCAGCUCAGACCCGGACCACCACCUCGCCAUGCGUACCUUACCGAUCAUCUCCACGCUCCCCACACCAUGCUGAUGCACGGAGGACCCUCGUUGCACCCAGGAAUGACCAUGUCUGCACAGAGACCCCAUUUGCUCUCACCCAUUGACCCCAGUACUGGAGGAUAUGGCCUGGACAUCCACGCCCAAUAGUAAAGGGACGAAAAUAGCAACUACGACAAGAAACACUUCCAAAAAUAAGUUUAAAAGGAGAGAAAAAGAGGAAAGCAGCCCACUAUAAAUCCUAUUUUGAGACUAUUUUUAAGAAUAAAAGUGAACCCUUUUGACCAGAAUUUGACACUAAAGAAGUAGAAUUCCAGACGAGCUGUGAUUCUUUUUUAAAAAAAAAUAUUGUCAAUUUUGUUACUUUCAUCCAAAAAAAUAAAAAAAUAAAAAUGGAGGACCAAGCUGACAAGAACACUUUGUAAAGUCUUGGGCUUUUGGUAAAGAUCAACGCGAAAUGUUUUGACAUAAAAAAAGGAAAAAAGAAAAAAAAAAAAACAUGUGAUGAACGGACAGACGCGCGUGAUGGAAAACACACACAGACACACUCUUUUUGGCACAUGCCAUGACACACAUAUUUUCAUGUGACACGCUCUUUCAAAAUGAGAAUAAUAUCACCCCACAGAAGUUGAAUAAAAACAAAAAAAGAGAAAGAAGCAGAAAGACUCCAAGAGUUAUAACUACUGUAGUAUAAAAAGUAUAGAUAAAUAAGUUAAAACUUGUGCAUUUUUUUGUUUUGUUUUGUUUUGUUUCGUUUUGUUGAUCACAUGUUUUAUGUUGCGCUAGUUUUAGAAUUAAAGGUUAACCUUUUUCUCUCUCUCACACUGUGUGUGCUCCUUCCUGGAGAAGAAACUCUCUCGCAGCACAACACUAAACAUGGAAAAAAAGAGGAAAAAAAAAAAAACAAUAAGAAGAUGGAACAUCUCAACAAAGCUUCAAACCACAGAGGGGCAAUCAGGUCCUCCCCCCCCUCGCUCUAAGAACAGGGCAUGAUGGGAAAAGGCUGCUAAAGGAUUCAGUUUGAACAUUUGUCAUGCCCCUCUCUGUCUUUUUUUUUCUUUUCUUUUGGUUCAUGGAUGAAUGUUUGCCCUGUAGGUUUUAAAGGAGAAAAAGGUUCGUUGUUUGACUUGCCCAAGCACUGGAUUGUGUUGGUUUUUGUACAUUUUUUUUUUAUUAUUAUUUCAAUUUUUUUUUUUUUUUUUUGUACCCUGGACUCUCAUUGGUUAAGAGCCUUUGGAAGGAAGCUUGAGAGCAACACUCUGCAGCGCUUCUUCAUGUGCCGGAUUGACACAAUUUUGCCAUAAGGACAAUAACUGACACAGAUGUUGAUUCUGUGGCACUGGAGAAGCAUUUGAUGGUUGAUGCACCAAAAAAACAUAAGCGGAAAAAGAGAAAAAAAAAAAAGAAGAAAAAAAAAACAAAAAAAAACAACAACACUUAAAUUAUGAACUCAAUGCUUUUGGGAGGAAAAAAAAAAGCGGAGAGAAUAUUGUAACAAACUUCGUACAGAGUUCAGUCUAUUAAUUGUUUCAUGUUAGAUAUUCUAUGUGUUUACCUCAAUUGAAAAAGAAUGUUUUUGCUAGUUUCAGAUCUGCUGUGGCAUUGAUAUUGUAUGUCCAUGAAUUCCUUCCUUUUUCAGCACGUGUUCCUCACUAGAUGAUAAGAUGCCGUCUCCCUUAAGCUUUGUCAGAAAUACAUUAAAUACUUGUAUGAGGACUGUGACGUAAUGUUUAAAAGGUGUUCAGUCACAAAUGCUGUAAUAAAUAUUUCAUUUUUUGGAUUUUUGUUAGAUUUUUUUGUGUUAUUAACUGUGUUGCAUACAAAGUCGUAAUUGACCUCCCCCUCCCACACUCCUACAUUUUGACAGAGCUCAGCUUGGUUGGUUAAUUAUUGUUGGGGUAUAUUGUUGCAUGUUAAAUUUAUUUUUGCACAUGGUUAUAAAAAUACAUCACUUUC